This is a messenger RNA of Echinostoma caproni, 909 nucleotides long. NCBI's taxonomy places the organism in Eukaryota, Metazoa, Platyhelminthes, Trematoda, Plagiorchiida, Echinostomatidae. The record is from the annotation of a GenBank genome assembly.
AUGAAUCGAUUGAUUCGUGCCUUUCGUCUAAAACCGGGGACUCUAACAAAAGUUUUUUCGCGCAAUGUGUAUAUGAGCGAUCCCAAUAAACUUGAGCUGGAGCAUCGAUCAGAACCAUUUUGUCCUCUUUCAGGGACAAUCCCUAAGUGGUCGAAGGCAGAGGAGGCUUUCGAGGGUUUGAAGGAUGGUCAGGUAAAUCCAAAUGUACCGGACACUGGUGGAGAUGCAAAUAUUCAUUCAAGCCACUUUGACUACCUAGUAUACGGAAACCAACCACUUCAUGAAACUGAAGAAUAUGAGCCUACAUUUGAAGAACUAAGAGUUGGGAAAACAAUCUCAGAGCAUCUUGUCGAAGAUGGAUCGACGAUUGAGGCUGGACUCGGUUCAAUCCCCCAAAGUAUCUAUCAGCAACUGAGCGAUCAUCGUGAAUUGGGCAUCCACACAGAGAUGUUUUCCAAUGGCCUGGUGGACUUGAUCUCCCUUGGCGUGAUCACCAAUGCACAUAAACGCAUUCGGCCCGGGAAAAUUGUCACUAGUUUUGUGAUCGGAACCAGGAAAGUGUUUGAUUUCGUGGACAAGAACCCAUUGGUCGGUGUCGGUGGCGUUGUAGACUUCAUGCGAGGUGCAGCAAUCAGUCCGGAUGGCAAAGGGAAACCCAUCAUUGGUAUGACCUCAAGAACUUCAGCGGGUGAACCGAAAAUUGUACCCGUACUGAAGCCCGGCACGGGAGUGAUACUUACUCGGGCCCAUGUGCAUUAUGUGGUCACCGAGUACGGAGUCGCUUAUUUAUUUGGCCGAAAUCUGCGUCAAAGAGCCUAUUCCCUGAUUCAAAUUGCACAUCCAGAUGACCGUGAAGCAUUGGAAAGAGCAGCUUAUGAGAACCUCAGAACAAUGCCCUCACCCGACUAA